AAGGCGGCGUACGCCAACCGUCGUAAAUAGGAGGGAAGAAGAAGAAGAAACAAGUAUAAAGAAGAAAAACUUCAGUGAGGUAAAGAUGUCGUCGUCAGGUGCUCUCUUCCCGAGCUUGGUGAGCGGCUCAAGGGGGACCUCCAGCAAGUACCUGGUGGAGUUUCGUGCUGGUAAAAUGACCCUGAAGGGCAACAUUGUAACGCCAGACAAACGCAAAGGAAUGGUGUACAUCCAGCAGUCUGAUGACUCCCUGAUUCACUUCUGUUGGAAGGACAGGACCACUGGCAACGUGGAUGAUGACCUGAUCAUUUUCCCCGACGACUGUGAAUUUAAGAGGGUGAGCCAGUGCACCACGGGACGGGUCUUUGUGCUUAAGUUCAAGGCUGGAUCCAAGCGACUAUUUUUCUGGAUGCAGGAGCCAAAAACAGACAAGGAUGAUGACUACUGUCGCAAGGUGAACGAGUACCUGAACAACCCUCCUAUUCCCGGGGCAGCGGGCAGCAGUGGAGGCAGCGGGCAUGAGCUGUCUGCACUGGGAGAAGGAGGCCUGCAAAACCUGCUGGGAAACAUGAGCCACAACCAGCUGAUGCAGCUGAUCGGACCAACAGGACUGGGCGGACUUGGAGGUCUGGGAGCUCUAGCGGGCCCAGGACUUGCCAGUCUGCUGGGCAGCGGAGGACCAGCUACCAGCAGCUCCUCAUCCAGCUCUCGUAGUCAGUCAACUGCAGCCACGCCAUCAGCUGCAGUCUCCAGACCGAGCUCCUCCCAGGUUCCCUCCACACCCGUGACUCCUGCUGCCUCAGCUACUUCUCCUACAGCUGCUGCUCCUCCCACACCAGCCUCGGCUCAACCCCCACUGGCCCCAGCCUCAGCUGGAAGCCCCACCUCCCACCAGCCCAUCCAGCUGAGUGACCUGCAGAACAUCCUCGCCACCAUGAAUGUCCCCGCGACGGCUGCUCAGGGACCAACAGUGGACCUGGCAAGUGUUUGCACCCCAGAAAUGAUGGUGCCCAUCCUGACCAAUGCUGAGGUGCAGCAGAGGCUCCUCCCCUUCCUCCCCAGUGGAGAAAGUUUACCGCAGAGUGCCGGUGAGAUCCAGAAUACACUGACCUCGCCACAGUUCCAACAGGCCAUGAGCAUGUUCAGCAGCGCUUUGGCCUCAGGACAGCUCGGCCCUCUCAUGAGUCAGUUUGGACUGCCUGAAGAGGCCGUGGACGCCGCCAACAGAGGAGAUGUGGAGGCGUUUGCUCGAGCCAUGCAGGGGAGCAAAGGAGAUGAUAAAGAGAAGAAAGAGGACAAGGAGGACAUGAGUCUGGAUUAAUGAGCUGAUUCUCUUUCAGUGUCGUCUUAAGUCUUAGUAAACCAAACUGGCACUCAGGAUGAACAGCGAGGCCUUUUAAUUUCACUUAGUGACACUUUCAGGCUCAGGUGAUUUUUCUCUUAAUAAAAUCUCAUUAGCAAACAGCUUACGCCUUUGUUUUUUUUUUGUUUGUUUUUUUGGCAAAUGAUAAAUUAACACUGCAGAGGACUUAAGUAGGAAAUGUUUUAUUACAAACACAUUGAGGGGUGACAGCUUCUUCCCGUGACAAUUUUCAGUGGUUAUAUUUUAUUCAUCAGGAAUGACACUCAAAAACAUUUCCCAUCAUCAGGCCUCUUCAGUUACAGUUGGAAUGCUGCGGCAGAUUUUUACUCAGUCAUCCUUCAGGUUCUCUGCUUGCUGUGUAAACAUGCAGCUGUUUCCUUAGUGGUAAUGUUUCACUUUUUGGCAGUUGGAUGCAGAUGAAGGGAGAAGGUUUCAUCUUGUGUGAAGCCACAGUGUACAUUACGUCACUGUGUUCACAUCAACACAACAGGAAAUGCUGCCUGGAAACAAACAGCAAAAUUCUUCCAGGUCACAGUGUACAGACUCAGUGGGAAAUGUACAGAUGCACCACACGCACACACAAAGCUGAUUGGCUGCAAAGGUCUUUUGACUAAAAGGGCACGUGAUAGAAUGCACAGCGCUUCCAGUGCUUAAAAUGCCUCAUUUACAUCCAGUUUAAACAAAAAGGUUUGGAAUUUUUUUAUGCCCCUUGUCACAGAAAAGUAAAUACAGAUUCCAACAAUAU
This is a messenger RNA of Thalassophryne amazonica, 2108 nucleotides long. RefSeq names its product proteasomal ubiquitin receptor ADRM1-like. The transcript is spliced from 11 exons. Gene Ontology annotation, cellular component: proteasome regulatory particle, lid subcomplex; cytoplasm; nucleus. Bases 86 to 1321 code for a protein of 411 amino acids. Gene Ontology annotation, biological process: ubiquitin-dependent protein catabolic process. Gene Ontology annotation, molecular function: proteasome binding; ubiquitin binding; endopeptidase activator activity. The record is from RefSeq and is a predicted model, not a curated record. Lineage: Eukaryota; Metazoa; Chordata; Actinopteri; Batrachoidiformes; Batrachoididae.